AUGGAUGCCAAGUCAAAUCCGGUCGCCGUUAUAGGCGCAGGCCCUGUUGGGCUCUUUACUGCACUCCUUCUUGCACAGCAAGGAAUAAAGGUCAUUGUACAUGAGACGGGACCGGGCAUCAGCCAGUCUCCCAGGGCUGUCGCGUAUUUCCCGGCUGUUCUGGAGGAAUUCUCCAAAGCGGGGAUUCUCGACGCCGUCAUCGCCGCGGGUGAAAAGAACCAGGAUGGGUGCGACUGGCGAAAUAAGAACGGCGAUAUCAUCGCGGGCAUCGACCCGCCUCCAGGGAAUCCCUACUACGCCGUCAUGCUGUCGCAACCGGAAUUCUGCCAAGUCGUCCUCGACGCCCUCAUCCAGACCGGAAAUGCGGAAAUCAACUUCAGACACACACUCCGCGGUUUCCAACAGCGCGAUGGGCUGGUGGAGUACGACGUCGAAAACGAAGCGGCCAGCCAACCGCUGCGGUACAAAUGUCGGUAUUUAGUGGGAGCUGACGGCGGCAGGAGUACUGUUCGGCAGAACCUGGGAAUCCAGCUGGAGGGGUAUACGUGGGAGUCGAUGCUCUUUGUGGCUGUGAACUUCGAGUAUGGCCUCAGCGAGCUCGGCUGGAAGGCCGCCAACUUCAUCGUUGAUCCGGACGACUGGGGCGUUGUCGUCAAGCGAGGCAAGGGCAACAGCUGGCGACUGGCCACCGGGAUUCUGUGCCCUGGGGCACCUACAGUCAAGGUCAACAAGCUGAAUGAAGCCACAAUCAACAUUGUCAAAGAUCGGCUUAGUCGCUUCCUCCCUGGCGAUACAAGCCGCAUCGAGUAUCAAGCAAUUGCGCCGUACGUUGUUCACCAACGCUGUGCCUCGAGCUUUGUUCAAGGCAAUAUCUUGCUGGCUGGAGACGCUGCUCAUCUCAACAACCCGGUCGGGGGACUUGGACUCACAACGGGUAUACUGGAUGCUGCACAUCUUGCCGGAAGCCUGCGGCAGGUCCUGAAGAACGGAGCCCCUGUAGAGCUGCUAACAUCCUACUCCGAAACUAGACGGCGGGUCUUCCGCCAGACUACUAAUCCCAUCACGACUGCAAACCUGCGUCGACUAUGGUCGACGACGCCCGAAGACGUCAAGGAAAGAGAGACCUUCUUCGAGAAACUGCGCGACCCGAAGGACGUGGCCACGCCUCUACAGGUCGGUCUCGUGGACUUUUCCCUCACCUCCACCUCCCACACCAAAUUCGAUACCUACCACGAGGUGACGUGGUUUAUCUCGGUGACGAAGCGCCAGGAUUGGGAUAUGGAUACAUUCAGGCACGAGUACAGGACCGUGCAUGCCAACAUGACCAGGAAAGGCAAGGAGCAUGGCUCCCCACUCCGGCAAUACGUCCAGCUCUCGAAUAACGCGCAGACCAUGACCAUGAAAGGCGGAGUGCGAGCGGACUGGGACUAUGUCUCGUGCCUCACUUUCCCAAACCUGUUCCUCGUCCACGCUGGCUUCCAGGAUCCGGGCUACCGCGCUACUGCGGGGUCACAUAUCUUCUGCCGGCUGGAUCAGCAGGGCUGUCUUACGCAGGAAGUGGCAAGACUCAGGAACGACACAGGCAGGACGAACGAUGAUGGCCACCGUGCUCGUGCCUUGUUGUUCCACGAGCGCAGCUCCCCGACCGAUGAAUACUCGCAGGAAUGGCUUGAGGCACGGGUCGACGGACUAAGUGGCAUUGUCCGUGCUGAGAUGAGUAUCACGGAAUACGUCCUUUGGCGAGACAUUACACCCAGAAAUCUCGACUACUUUUUUCGGGAGACCCAGUUUUCUGCCGGGUCGUGGCACAGGUACAAGGCUGUCGAGGCUUUUGACUUUGUCGACGAAGAUUCCGUCGCUGCUUUUCUAGAUCGCCAUGGUGAGGUCCUCGCGAGCGAUAGGACUGGUCGUAUCACGGUGGUUGCUGGGGUGCCAGACAACAUAUUGUGA
This is a messenger RNA of Aspergillus mulundensis, 1950 nucleotides long. RefSeq lists its product as uncharacterized. NCBI's taxonomy places the organism in Eukaryota, Fungi, Ascomycota, Eurotiomycetes, Eurotiales, Aspergillaceae. Gene Ontology annotation, molecular function: FAD binding; oxidoreductase activity. The coding region runs from base 1 to 1950 and encodes 649 amino acids. The transcript is spliced from 4 exons. The record is from RefSeq and is a predicted model, not a curated record.